GGAAGCAACACAUUGCAGCGUUUUUGCAUCAGUGGAGAAGCCGUGACAGUAUGAUUGUUGAAUGCGUUUCACGGUGUAGUUAGCCUGUGGUAUAAUCAUAACAUUUAAUAUAUUUCUCGUCGUAAAUUAUUUUUCCUCAUAACAGUACCUCUUAAGAGCUCCAACCAUGGUGAAGGAGCAGUUUAGAGAAACAGAUGUGGCUAAAAAGAUAAGCCACAUCUGUUUUGGCAUGAAAUCUGCCGAGCAGAUGCGGCAGCAAGCUCACAUCCAGGUGGUGAGUAAGAACCUGUACAGCCAGGACACCAGCCAUACGCCGCUGCCCUACGGAGUGCUGGAUCAUCGCAUGGGCACAAGUGAGAAAGAUCGGCCGUGUGAAACCUGUGGGAAGAAUCUGGCAGACUGCCUGGGGCACUAUGGGUACCUGGACCUGGAGAUGCCCUGUUUCCACGUGGGGUACUUUAAGGCCAUUAUUGGUAUCCUGCAGAUGAUCUGCAAAACCUGUUCCCAUGUCAUGCUCACCAAAGAGGAGAAACAGCAGUUCCUGGACGUUUUGAAGAGGCCCAAUCUGGCCUACUUGCAGAAACGGGGCCUGAAAAAGAAGAUUUCAGAAAAAUGCCGCAAAAAGACAGUCUGUUUGAACUGCAGUUCCUUCAAUGGUCCGGUGAAAAAAUGUGGAUUACUGAAGAUCAUCCAUGAAAAAUACAAGACAAACAAGAAAGUAGUGGAUGCCGCUGUGUUAGAGUUCCAGCAGUCCUUUGAUAUCGCCAUAGAACACAAUAAAGAAGUGGAAUCCUUACUGACGCGGGCCCAGGAGAACCUGAGCCCCCUGGUGGUGCUGAACCUGUUUCGGCGGAUCCCCUCGGAGGACGUCCCGCUGCUGCUGAUGAACCCCGAGGCGGGAAAGCCGGCCGAUCUGAUCCUGACGCGGCUGCUGGUGCCCCCCCUCUGCAUCCGGCCCUCCGUCGUCAGCGACCUCAAGUCCGGCACCAACGAGGACGACCUCACCAUGAAGCUCACCGAGAUCAUCUUCCUCAACGACGUCAUCAAAAAGCACCGCGUUUCGGGGGCCAAGACGCAGAUGAUCAUGGAGGACUGGGACUUCCUGCAGCUGCAGUGUGCGCUCUACAUCAACAGCGAGCUCUCGGGCAUCCCGCUCAACAUGGCGCCCAAGAAGUGGACCCGCGGCUUCGUGCAGCGGCUCAAAGGGAAACAAGGGCGUUUCCGUGGAAACCUGUCGGGAAAGCGAGUGGAUUUCUCCGGCCGGACGGUGAUCUCGCCGGACCCCAACCUGCGGAUUGACGAGGUCGCCGUGCCGGUGCACGUGGCGAAAAUCCUGACCUACCCCGAGAAGGUGAACAAGGCCAACAUAGAGCUGAUGAGGAAGCUGGUGCGGAAUGGGCCGGACAUGCACCCGGGGGCCAACUUCAUCCAGCAGCGCCACAUGCAGAUGAAGAGGUUUCUGAAGUAUGGAAACCGGGAGAAGAUGGCUCAGGAGCUGAAGUACGGGGACGUGGUGGAGAGGCACAUGAUCGAUGGCGACAUCGUGCUGUUCAACCGGCAGCCGUCUCUGCACAAGCUGAGCAUCAUGGCCCACAUCGCCCGAGUGAAGCCGCACAGAACAUUCCGGUUCAACGAGUGCGUGUGCACGCCCUACAACGCCGACUUCGACGGCGACGAGAUGAACCUUCACCUCCCGCAGACCGAGGAGGCCAAGGCAGAGGCCCUGGUCCUGAUGGGGACUAAAGCAAACUUAGUCACCCCCAGGAACGGAGAGCCUCUGAUUGCCGCCAUUCAGGACUUCCUGACAGGGGCCUACCUGCUGACUCUGAAAGAUACUUUCUUUGACCGAGCCAAAGCCUGCCAGAUUAUUGCCUCUAUUCUUGUUGGGAAAGAUGAAAAGAUCAAAAUUGCUCUCCCUCCCCCUGCAAUCUUGAAGCCCAUGACUCUGUGGACGGGGAAGCAGGUCUUCAGCCUGAUUCUGAAGCCGAGCAGAGACUGUCCAGUCAGAGCCAACCUGCGCACCAAAGGCAAGCAGUACUGCGGCAGGGGAGAGGACCUCUGCCACAACGACUCCUUCGUGGUGAUUCAGAACAGCGAGCUGAUGUGUGGCAGCUUGGAUAAAGGAACGCUGGGGUCGGGCUCCAAAAACAACAUCUUCUACAUCCUGCUGCGGGACUGGGGCCAGAACGAGGCGGCCAACGCCAUGUCCCGCCUGGCACGGCUCGCCCCCGUGUACCUGUCGAACCGCGGCUUCUCGAUUGGGAUCGGGGACGUGACCCCGGGCCAGGGCCUGCUGAAGGCCAAGCAGGACCUGCUGGACGCUGGGUACAGGAAGUGUGACGAGUACAUCGAGGCGCUCAACACCGGCAAGCUGCAGCAGCAGCCAGGCUGCACCGCCGAGGAGACCCUGGAGGCUCUUAUCCUGAAGGAGCUGUCCGUCAUCCGAGACCACGCGGGCAGCGCCUGCCUGACGGAGCUGGACAAGAGCAACAGCCCCCUGAUCAUGGCUCUGUGCGGGUCCAAAGGCUCCUUCAUUAACAUCUCGCAGAUGAUCGCGUGCGUGGGCCAGCAGGCCAUCAGCGGGUCCCGGGUGCCGGACGGCUUCGAGAACCGCUCGCUGCCGCACUUCGAGAAGCACUCCAAACUGCCUGCAGCCAAGGGCUUUGUGGCAGACAGUUUCUACUCUGGCCUGACGCCCACAGAGUUCUUCUUCCACACCAUGGCGGGCCGAGAGGGCUUGGUGGACACUGCGGUCAAAACUGCAGAAACGGGGUACAUGCAGAGGCGUCUGGUGAAGUCCCUGGAGGACCUGUGUUCGCAGUACGACCUCACUGUGCGAAGCUCCACCGGUGACAUCAUCCAGUUCAUCUACGGCGGCGACGGCCUGGACCCGGCAGACAUGGAGGGCAAGGACGAGCCGCUGGAGUUCAAGCGCGUGCUGGAUAACAUCCGGGCUGUGUACACGUGCGCUGACCAGCCCGCUCUGAGCAGGAACGAGCUGGUGCUGACCGCAGAGUCCAUUAUGAAGAGGAGCGACUUCCUGUGCUGCAGGGACAGCUUCCUGGAGGAAAUCAGGAAAUUCAUCAAGAAUGUUUCAGAAAAGAUCAAGAAGACCAGGGACAAAUAUGGCAUCAAUGACAACGGCACCACGGAGCCAAAAGUCCUGUACCAGCUGGACCGGAUCACCCCCACUCAGCUGGAGAAGUUCCUGGAGACAUGCAGGGACAAGUACAUGAGGGCUCAGAUGGAGCCCGGGUCGGCCGUGGGGGCUCUUUGUGCCCAGAGUAUCGGGGAGCCCGGCACGCAGAUGACCCUCAAAACCUUCCACUUCGCCGGAGUGGCCUCCAUGAACAUCACCCUGGGGGUCCCCCGAAUCAAGGAGAUCAUCAACGCCUCCAAAAAUAUCAGCACCCCAAUAAUCAGCGCUCACCUGGACGUGGAGGAUGAUGCGGACUUCGGCCGUCUGGUGAAGGGGAGGAUUGAGAAGACCCUGCUGGGAGAGAUUUCAGAGUACAUUGAGGAAGUGUUCCUCCCUGAUGACUGUUUCAUCCUGGUCAAGCUGUCAUUGGAAAGGAUCCGCCUCCUUCGAUUGGAGGUGAACGCUGAGACCGUGCGCUACUCCAUCUGCAUGUCCAAACUGCGGGUGAAGCCCGGAGACAUCGCCGUGCACGGGGAGGCGGUGGUGUGCGUCUCCCCGCGGGAGAACAGCAAGAGCUCCAUGUACUACGUCCUGCAGUCGCUCAAAGAAGAGCUCCCCAAGAUUGUGGUGCAGGGAAUCCCGGAGGUGUCCCGAGCUGUCAUUCACAUCGACGAGCAGAGCGGGAAGCAGAAGUACAAGCUUUUAGUGGAAGGUGACAACCUGCGCGCUGUCAUGGCAACGCAUGGUGUCAACGGCAGCAGGACAUCCUCCAACAACACGUAUGAGGUGGAGAAGACCCUCGGCAUCGAAGCAGCCAGGACGACCAUUAUCAACGAGAUCCAGUACACAAUGGUGAACCACGGAAUGAGCAUCGAUCGGCGCCAUGUCAUGCUGCUGGCCGAUCUCAUGUCCUACAAGGGUGAAAUUCUAGGAAUCACCAGAUUCGGUCUGGCCAAAAUGAAGGAGAGUGUGCUGAUGCUGGCGUCCUUCGAAAAGACGGCUGAUCAUCUCUUUGACGCUGCCUACUUCGGACAGAAGGACUCCGUGUGCGGUGUAUCUGAAUGUAUCAUCAUGGGAAUUCCAAUGAACAUUGGAACAGGACUUUUUAAGCUGUUACACAAGGCAGACAAGGACCCAGCACCACCCAGAAGACCCCUGCUCUUUGAUAACAGUGAAUUCCACAUUUCACUAAUCACGUAGCGCUACCGUCUGCUUAAUCUGGUCCAGCCUGGUCUGUGGAGCUCGGCUCAAAGUCUGCUCAUGACUGUGAAAAUGAUUGCCUGAAGGAAUGCAGAUUUAAAUACUCUAUAAGCAAAGUGCUUUGCUGAAGUAGAUCUUUCUCGUCAGUGUUGGGGAUGGUCCAGAGAAUCAGCUUAGUGCGCCUGCAAGAGAAAAUGGGUCUUCUCCGUUUUUUGCAUGAAAUAAUGGUUUGCUCUCGUUUUCAAACAUGGAAGCACUACAUGAAGGUUGUCAGCUCUCAAAAAGUAUAGACUGAAUAUUUCUACAUAAGGAUUAGCGGAAAAAACAGAGUUUAUUUAGUUUAGAUAUAAUCUAAAACCUCUUUUCAAAUAAUAAUUGAGGCAACAUUUUGAAGGGAGUAGCUAAUUUGAAUAUGGUGCCUCUAGUUUUUUUUUUUUUGUUGUUGCCUGAAAUAAACAUUUUGAUAAUCAGAUUAUUUCCAUAGUGAGUUAUGGUUGCCUUCUCAGCUGGUUUUCAGAGCUAGAAUGGUCUUGUGUGUUACACUGUAGUAUUGGGGAAAUGGACCGGAACACCUGAUGUUCCCAAAUUCCGUCAAUAAGAUUUUAAAAAUAUGAAUAAUUUAAUUUCAUAAGGUCAAAGCUAAUUCAUGUGUGACUUCAGUUCUCUAAAGCGUGCGCUGAAGGUGUUUCUGUGCGGUCUCAGUAUUCCAGCUGUUUGAAUCAUGGUGGGGUGAGCAUUCAGUCUGCUGCUUCUUUCCUGGGGUGUCAUUCGGAGUGCUUAAUGCAUCUAUUACCUCCGUCUGCAAAUGAACAGGCAUCCGGUUGUGUUUCACAUCGAAAAUUGUAAAUGGGUUGUUUAUAUUUCUGUCAUUCUCACACAGCCAUAUUCAGUGGAACUGGGCUUUUUUUUGCGAGACAUUUAGUUAUGUUAUAAUACAACAAGUUUGAAAGGCAAUGAGUUGAAGUUAUGAAAGUAUUUCUCAAAGUUGAAACUUUGAGAUUGCUGUCAAAAGGUUAUGACUACAUUUCAAAGGUAUCAGUUGUGAAUAAAAUAUAAAUGAAUAAAACGGAAGUAUGGCACUUGAUUCAACAUGUA
Molecule: messenger RNA, 5434 nt
Organism: Anguilla anguilla (European eel)
Lineage: Eukaryota; Metazoa; Chordata; Actinopteri; Anguilliformes; Anguillidae
Gene: polr3a
Product: polymerase (RNA) III (DNA directed) polypeptide A
Exons: 31
Coding region: 167-4339 (1390 amino acids)
Biological process (GO): DNA-templated transcription
Molecular function (GO): DNA-directed RNA polymerase activity; DNA binding
Source: RefSeq, a predicted model, not a curated record